CGGAAGCAGCACCGAGCCUUUUCAGCUCCUUCUGCUCUCUUCAGCUAACAGAUGAGGACAGAGACAGGACUCGCUGGUGCUAACAUGGCAACGGUAAAAACUCUGCUUUGGCUGGGACUCUCUCUGUCUGCCUUCGGCUUAACCACUGCAGAGGAAAGUUGUGAUCUCCUCUUUGAGAUCACAGAAAUGCUCCGGUGCCCUGCCUUUGGACAGCCCCCUGACAUCAUGGCAGGGCCCGUCGGAGGCUGUGGCCCUUUGAACAGGUUUGGUGUACACUAUAUUACUCUGUUUGAGCUGUGGGACCAGAUCGUUGGGGCGGACCAAUUGUUGGCGCAUGACGAUGCUGACUGGGUAGAAAGUCCUAAUUGUAUCCAAAUAUCAGCAUCAGAGUGUGACCUGACACAGUCCCUAAACGCCUCGGAUAGUAGAGAGAGUAACAUCAGCGCUGUGAAUUUCACUGUGAAGCCAUUGGAUGACAGAAGAGUAAUAGUGAACAUCACUGAUCCUUUGACCUCCAUUUAUUAUCGUAAGAAGCAACUCAGCAUCAGAGACAUUUUGAAAAAAGAUCUUAAUUAUAAGAUCCGCUACUACAAGUCUGGAAGCACAGGAAAGAGAGAUGAGAUAUCAGACUCAAGUAUCAAAGUGAUACCAGGGCUGGAUGAAGGACAGAGUUACUGCUUCAUGGUGGCAGCGUUCAUCAGAUCCAGACCCAAAGCCACUCAGCAGGGAUCCUGGAGCCUGCAGCAGUGCACAGAAGGAUCCCAGGACCAAGAUUUGAGUGUUGGAGCAUGGGUUGGUGUAGGCUUCAUCAUGUUAACAGUCCUCAUCGUCAUCGUCACGGCGACCGUCCUCUGCUGUCGCCAGAGAAACAAAACUCUGCAAACGUCUCAGUCAUCAGCACCAGUGUAAAGUGCUUGGGUUAAGUUUGCUCUCUGAAACCAAGUUUACACUGUAACCUUGGUUCUAUUUCUUUAUUUCAUAUUCAAGGUCUUUAUUUGGUUGACACUGAAAGUGAAAGACUUUUUCACAUUCACCAGUGUUUGUCCUUUCAUUUGUGCCAUCAUCGGGUACAUCAGGAAAACCAGUCUGCUACAUCAAAGUCAUGAUACGGCAUCAUGUAUUAGCUUGUUUUUCGGCGGAACCUGCGUCCAACUCAAUUUUAGUUUGCAUGGAGCUCAUUGGCUGUAGAGUAAUUUUCAUUAAACAACAUUUCUUUUUCUAAAGUAACUGAAAUAUAUCCUUAAGUCACAAUCACAGUUUAUCUGUAAUCUUCAUUUAUAAAACAUGUUUAAAUGGUUUAAGAUUAUAGAAAAAGCAAAUAGUUUGAAUAGCCUUUCCUUUCACGUCAUGUCUGCGUGGGUUCUCUCUGGGUACUCUGACAGUUUAAAGACAUGAAGUUAUUGGGGUUAAGUUUGGUGAAUCUAAAUUGCCCAUACGUGUGAAUAGUUGUCUGUCUCAUUUCUCCUUGUAAAACCAUACACCGUGGUUAGGCUCUUGCCAACUGUGACCCUGAAAUGGUUAAGUAGAAGAAGAUGGACGAACAGCUGGUAAUUGAAGCUGUGAAGUUCGUUUUGAUGUCAUAUCUGCAUCAGCUUGAUGUGCUGUUUCAUCAGCAGUUACUUAGGAAGACUUUCCAACAUAUUUGUGUGUCUGAGCCAAAUCGUUUGCCUUUUUCUUCUUUUUGACCCAUUAUGUUUCAGAUUUGAAUGUCCAGGUCUUAUAAUUCACCACUGGUGGUUAGUGAACACAGUGGAUUAUUUAGCAGCUAUUUUCUCACGAGUGGGGGGAGACAAAGGGUCCAUGAAUUAUUCUAUUUGUAUAUAAAUAGUGUUAAAUAAAAGCUGAAGAUUA
Molecule: messenger RNA, 1851 nt
Organism: Neolamprologus brichardi
Lineage: Eukaryota; Metazoa; Chordata; Actinopteri; Cichliformes; Cichlidae
Source: RefSeq, a predicted model, not a curated record